This is a messenger RNA of Hypoxylon fragiforme, 2318 nucleotides long. RefSeq names its product general substrate transporter. NCBI's taxonomy places the organism in Eukaryota, Fungi, Ascomycota, Sordariomycetes, Xylariales, Hypoxylaceae. The record is from RefSeq and is a predicted model, not a curated record. Gene Ontology annotation, biological process: transmembrane transport; carbohydrate transport. The transcript is spliced from 4 exons. Gene Ontology annotation, molecular function: carbohydrate:proton symporter activity. Gene Ontology annotation, cellular component: membrane. Bases 258 to 1850 code for a protein of 530 amino acids.
ACCCAUUGGUAUAUAAACAUAUUCAUCCUUCCCUUGUGCUCCAUUACUCACUCCUCCGUCAUCACCACUUUCAAUUUAUCUAACCACUUCCCCAAAAGUGUGUGGCCGCUCCCCCCAAUUUCCUAUUUAUAUCGAGGACAAUCAAGGGUUUUUAUUACUUGACCACCAUUAACAAAUAAUUACCGCCUCGACUCAGAUCGACCCAGGCUCAACUUCCUUACUACUCAUUGCUGUCCGAAAAAAAAAACACCUUCGACAUGGCUGGUGGUGCUGUCGUUGUCCAGGGCUCGCCCGACCCUAACCGGGUCGAAGCUCCUGUCACCAUCAAGGCAUACUGCAUGUGUGCUUUUGCCGCGUUCGGCGGUAUCUUCUUCGGCUAUGACAGUGGUUACAUCAACGGUGUGAUGGGAAUGUCCUACUUCAUCCAGCAAAUCGAGGGUCCCGGCGCAACUGCCCUCACCGGUGACCACAAGUCGCUCAUCACUUCUAUCCUGUCCGCUGGUACUUUCUUCGGUGCUCUAAUUGCUGGUGAUCUUGCCGAUUGGACUGGACGUCGUACUACCAUCGUCGGAGGCUGCAUCAUGUUCCUCAUCGGUGUCGCUCUACAGACUGCCUCCGCCGGUCUAUCUCUCAUCGUAGCUGGCCGUCUCGUCGCCGGAUUCGGUGUCGGUGCCGUUUCCGCCAUCCUUAUCCUGUACAUGUCGGAAAUCGCACCUCGCAAAGUCCGUGGUGCUCUCGUUUCCGGAUACCAAUUCUGCGUCACCGUCGGUCUUCUUCUCGCCUCAGCUAUUGACUACGCCACCCAGGACCGACAGGACAGCGGCUCCUACCGAAUCCCCAUCGGCCUCCAGAUGCUGUGGGCCAUCAUCCUCGGCGUCGGUCUGUGCCUCCUCCCCGAGUCCCCGCGAUACUUCGUCAAGAAGGGCAACCUCGACAGGGCUGCCAGCGCCCUCGCCCGCCUCCGCGGCCAGUCCGUCGAGUCCGAGCUCAUCCAGGACGAGCUCGCCGAGAUCAUCGCCAACCACGAGUACGAGCUCUCCGUCGUCCCCGAGGGCGGGUACUGGGCCACCUGGCUCACCUGCUUCAGCGGCUCCAUCUGGAAGAGCAGCAGCAACCUGCGCCGAACCAUCCUCGGAACCUCGCUGCAGAUGUGCCAGCAGUGGACCGGUGUCAACUUCGUCUUCUACUUCGGCACCACCUUCUUCAAGCAGCUCGGCACCAUCCAGAACCCGUUCUUGAUCUCGCUCAUCACGACCCUCGUCAACGUCUGCUCGACCCCGAUCUCGUUCUGGAGUAUGGAGAGAGUCGGCCGCCGCCCCCUGCUCAUCUGGGGUGCGCUCGGCAUGGUCAUCUGCCAGUUCAUCGUCGCCAUCAUUGGUACCGUCACUAGCUCCGACAGCGCUGUCAAGGCCAUGAUCGCCUUCAUCUGCAUCUACAUCUUCUUCUUCGCUAGCACCUGGGGCCCCGGAGCCUGGGUCGUAAUCGGCGAGAUCUACCCCCUGCCCAUGCGCGCCCGCGGCGUCGCCCUCUCGACCGCCAGCAACUGGCUCUGGAACUGCAUCAUCGCCGUCAUCACGCCGUACAUGGUCGACGAGGACAAGGGCAACCUCGGCGCCAAGGUCUUCUACAUCUGGGGCGCGCUCUGCACCACCUGCUUCGUCUACGCGUAUCUCCUCAUCCCCGAGACCAAGGGCCUGACCCUCGAGCAGGUCGACCGCAUGCUCGAGGAGACGACGCCCCGCACCUCGGCCAAGUGGGUCCCGCACUCCACGUACGCUGCGGACAUGGGAUUCACGGAUAAGGCGGCGGUUACGAAUGUCGAGAACACGACGAAGGAGGAGGUCGUUUAAGAGAAAACGAGCUUCCCUAGCCCCUACUCCUGUUCCUACGAUACCCCCUACAUUACUCUACGAUACCUCCCCCAACCAAAAGAAAAAAAAAGAACGAAAAAACAGCUAGCUAUAUCUGCCCACGCACUAAUGAAGCGCGGGAGACGGAAAAGAUGCAGACGGAAAAAGGGCAAGCUCCGGAUAACGAGCUUGGCUGACUGCAUCAUGGCCUGCCCAGCUGGCUAACAUAUAUAGGUACCGUGGCAUCGGCUUCGGUACACACACACUUACGCGUUGAUUUACGAUGGCCUUGACGAUUAAUUGAAACAUUUACAUAAUGAUUUUGAGAUGAGAUGUGUGUGUAUUUGUUGGUGAUUGUGAUGUAUGAGUAUUAUGUAUAUGAUAUGAUUAUUGUGAGUGAUGUAAGUGAGAGUGAUGUGAAUGAUAUCUAUAGAUAGAUAGAUACAAAGCAGCUUCGCAGAUCUUGUG